AUUGUGAUCAGGUAAACGGUAAACGGCGUUGAGUGCAAGACCAAUUCAUUUGUGGGUGAGGGCCGAGUGAGCUGCGCGGGUGUUAGAGGGCGAGAGAGCAAGCAAACGAGUGAGAGACUACGAACGAAAUUUCCCUUUGGCGCGCAACAUACCCUUAACGCAGCCUGCCUACUGAGCGCCAUAGAAACGGCCGCUUGGCUACCUACUAAUCGGCUGGCUGGUGACUUUUCUGGUGGCAAGUGACUUCUGUUGCAUGCAGCGGCACACAAUUCAGUUCGACUUGGACGGGCAACGCGUGCAGACGUAGCAAUCAAGACGCGUUGUUGUUUGGCGUGUAUUUUAGCCAAGAGUGAAGAAAAGCGUGUUUGAGAACGCGAGCGUGAAACUGCAAAGAUAAACAAAACGAAAACUUCAAUGUGACAUGCUUGUGUGAAUCAGAAGAAAUAAAAAAACGAAAGAAGUUAAAGAAAAAACAAGAGAGUGAAUACUAAAAUAUUUUCUUUAAAAAAAUAUAAAUUUGUGUAGUGCAAAAUUUUAUUAAAAGCCAUUAGCAUAAAAAGUGCAUAACUCAACUCAACAACAUGGAGGACACCACAACAAUGGAUUAUUUGUAUGACACCACAACCUACGCACCGGAGACCACCGACUACAGCGACACACCGUUCCUGAAUUUGGCGGCUGUCACACCGGACGGCGUUGUCGACCGACUGCUGCACUCCGGCGAACAGUUGUCGCACAACCAAAUCACCUUCGAGAUACCAACGCAUCACGAUCUCGAGCACAUCAAUAAAUUGCACACAUUCAACACGCUGCUGCAGCGCAUCGGCAAUGUGGCCUACGACACUGUGGCCUCCGCCGCCAGCGCGCACAGUGUGGAGGAGCAACACGCGCUCCGUCCCUUUGGCGUCGAUGCGACCGGUCAGCGUAUCACCAGCGAGCAGAUCUCCAAGAGCGCGGUGUUGAAUUUGGCCGAACUGAAGAACGGUGUCAGCGGCAGUGUGGGUGGCAGCUUCUUGGAGGAUUUCUUCGGCGAUGCCGACAUGCAUGCGGUCAUCAAUUAUUUGUGGAUUGGCGUGGUCACCGCAUUGGUGGUGCUCUCCGUCAUUUUCAUACUCUUCUCCUGCUACUUUUACCGCAAAUUUCGGCAAUGGAAGAAAUGCAAUAAGGACAUACGCAAUCACUUGAGCAACGACUUGUACACCGAUGGCCAUCUUGUCGUUUGCGACCGUUUAAUGGACGCCCACGGCCAACAUACGGCAACAGCUGCCACCGCCGCCUACUACCAACAACUGGAAUCACCGCCCUGCUACACCAUCGCCACCGGCCUACCGACCUACGACGAGGCAUUGCAUCAUCAUCAACAACACUUCUCCUACGGCAUGAAGUUCAUGUAUCCCACAAUUACGGCCGUGCAUCAUCAUCCCGCCAUUGCUGGUGUCUACAGCAGCCAGUGCAACAACAACAAACAGCAGUUUGACAUGCAGGAGGAACAAAUGAAGCAGAAAUCAUACAAAGUGUCGUCCGGCGCGUUGGAGGACGAAGCCGCACUGGAAGUGGUCGUGCCCGCCAGCUACGAUAUCGCGGAACUUCAUGGACUCAAUUUGUCGGCGGCCGGCAUGAGUGUGACCGCGCCAUUGCUGGGUGUCAAUGUCGGCGCAGCGAAGUCGACAGCGGCGUCGUCGUCGCUGGAGGAGGUGAUUACCAUACGGCUGGAUGAAAUGACACCCACAGCAGCGCUGCCCGUCGCAGGAGCAACGACGCGCCGUCCAGCUAUGUUUUACAAUGAACUGCGUCGCGAGCGCUGUGUGGGUGCGGAGCAACAGUGCAGCGCGGUGACGAUAGCGUGAGCGCAUUAAGCACGCUGCAAGGCGUCGAACGCGCUGAAGCUUCGAUGCCCGGUCAACCAACUGUAAAUAUGUAUGUUCUGUAAAUAUGCCGUAAGAUAGCUGCGCCACAGAUGAGCUGCCCGCUGCUACAUGUUAAAUCUCACAUUCGAACAAAGCGACUAAUUAACGUAAUGACAUUUCGAAUGAGUCCGUAACUCGGCACAUUCAUUAGUUACUACUUGAAACUUAGCUGAACUUAUUUAUGUUUUCAUUUGAGUAGGUACUUUCUUGGUUCGUAACUGUAAAUGACUGCAAGCAGAGUUGCUUUCAAAAGCAUUAUUUUGUAAAAUAU
Messenger RNA from Zeugodacus cucurbitae (melon fly), 2178 nucleotides. RefSeq names its product protein commissureless 1 (gene comm). The transcript has 2 exons. Gene Ontology annotation, biological process: axon guidance. NCBI's taxonomy places the organism in Eukaryota, Metazoa, Arthropoda, Insecta, Diptera, Tephritidae. The coding region runs from base 582 to 1847 and encodes 421 amino acids. The record is from RefSeq and is a predicted model, not a curated record.